Messenger RNA from Aspergillus puulaauensis, 1077 nucleotides. Its product is annotated as carbon-nitrogen hydrolase family protein. Bases 1 to 1077 code for a protein of 358 amino acids. Lineage: Eukaryota; Fungi; Ascomycota; Eurotiomycetes; Eurotiales; Aspergillaceae. The transcript has a single exon. The record is from RefSeq and is a predicted model, not a curated record. Gene Ontology annotation, molecular function: catalytic activity.
AUGACGGUCACUCGAGUCGCCGCCUGCCAUGCUGCCCCCGUCUUCCUUUCAGCCAGAAAGACCACCGACAAGGCCAUCAAGCUGAUCCACGAGGCCGCACGCAAUAAAGCCCAGCUGGUGGUCUUCCCUGAGACGUUCAUCCCCGCAUUCCCCGUCUGGAGCGCCCUGCGCGCACCCACCGAGAACCACGACCUCUUCCAGGGCAUGGCCACCGAGUCCAUCUACGCCGAUGGGGAAGAAAUCAACGCCAUCCGCGCAGCUGCUCAAGCCACCAAGACACUCGUCAGCGUAGGCAUCUCGGAAAAAUCCCGCUUUAGCACCGCAACCCUCUACAACUCCAACCUCCUCAUCGACCGCACGGGCGCAGUUCUCACACACCACCGCAAACUGAUGCCCACUUUCUUCGAGAAACUCACCUGGAGUCCGGGCGACGGUCACGGCCUACGCGUCUCUCAAACUGCCCACGGGAACAUCGGCAACCUGAUCUGUGGAGAGAAUACCAACCCGCUCGCCCGGUACUCGCUGAUGGCCCAGGCUGAGCAGAUCCAUAUCUCGACCUGGCCGGCUAUCUGGCCGACGAGAGUUCCAUCCGAGUCUGCUGGUACGGCGGCGAACUACGAUAAUGUCGCCGCGAACCGGACCCGUGCUGCGGCGCACUGCUUCGAGGCGAAGUGUUUCGGCGUUCUAUGUGCGGGUUUUCUCGAUAACGAGGCAAUUGGUACCAUAACCUCAGGGGCAGCUAACGAAGACUCAGUCCGGGGUGCGCUUGAAGGAUCUCCCCGUGGCGCAUCCAUGUUCCUGGACCCAACAGGUGCAUUGCACCCGGCAUAUACACUCUCUAACGCCGGAGAGCAGCAGGAUAAGGAAUUCCUGCAGCAUGAGGAGGGGAUAAUUUAUGCAGACUUGGACUUGGAGCGGUGCGUCGAGGGGAAGCAGUAUCAUGAUGUCGUGGGUGGGUAUCAGCGCCUGGAUGUCUUCCAGUUGCAGGUUAAUCGGACGCGCUCGGAUCCCGUUAUUUUUAGGGAUGAGGCAGUUGAGAAGCGGGAGAAUGAACUGGCUAUGAAGGUGGAUGAGUAG